UUUGCUUCUUCCUCUUCUUGGACGCGAGCGAAUCGAGCUUUUGUAAUCCUGGAUCUCGCUGGAAAUGGAGGAAAUGGAGGAAUGGCAAGCUGAGGAAGGGACGAUAGGGUCGGUGUCGGGUCCGUUCCAGACCGAGAUCCUCGUCUGCCAGCGGGUGCACAACAUGAUAGGCUCACCGGGGUUCUGGUACUCCGACCCGUUCGACUUCGCCUUGCCCGUCCUGAUGUUCCAGAUCAUCUUGAUCUCCUUCGCCGCCUGGAUACUCUUCCUCUUCCUCAAACCUCUCCGUCCUAGUCUCGCCAUCGUCUACAUUAUGGCAGGUAUAGUAAUCGGUCCCUCCGUCUUAGGCCACAGCCCCAGAUACCUGGCCAAGGUAUUCCCACCGGGAGGCAUAACCCUUCUCAUGACGUUUUCUGAACUAGGGUUCCUGAUCCACCUUUUCACGAUCGGCGUGCAAGUCGAUACCGGCAUCUUGUGGAGGGCCAGGAAGAGCGAGCUCCUGAUCGGGACCAUGUGCUUCCUCUCGCCUUACGUGGUCGCCUAUCUUUCCUACUUCGCUCUCUGGGGCUUAGUCGACAUGGACGGCUCAUUGAAGUACUCCGUCCCCUACAUCGCCAUCGUCAACUCCAUCUCCUCCUUCCCCGUCAUCACGUCACUCCUCACCGACCUUCGGAUCCUGAACUCAGACCUCGGACGGUUCGCCGCCCACGUGUCCCUAGUGUGCGACUCGUGGACAUGGCUCUUGGCUCUGCUGUUGAAUGCUGCCGGUGUGGCCUUCCGGCACUCCAAGUCGGAGUCGCUGUGGUCGAUAUUUUGCACAUUCAUGUUCAUCGCACUCAUCAUCUUCAUAAUUCGCCCCGUGACGAAGUGGUCAUCCCGAUGCGCACAGGAUGGAGAAGAGGAGGAGGUCCACUUCUUUGAGAUUAUGGUGAUGAUGCUGGGGUGUGCACUAUUGGCGGAGACCUUGGGCCAGCACUCCGGCUUCGGAGCCUACUUGAUGGGCUUGGCUUUGCCGCACGGGCCACCCUUGGGGACGACCUUGGUCCAGAAGCUAGAGACGGUGUCGGAGCGCUUGCUGGUGCCGACGCUCUUGGCGGCAAGCGGGGUGCGGACGCACCUGUCGAGCAUGGUCGGGGCAUCGUCGUGGCACACGCAGGUGAUAAUAAUGAUGGGUUACGUCGGGAAGUUCUUGGGGACGCUCGUGACUGCCUUCGGAUGCGGCGUGCCGUUCUACGACGCCCUCCCUCUCAGCCUCAUCAUGUGCUGCAAAGGCAUCAUCGAGGUCUCCGUUUAUGGCAUGUGGUAUGAUCGAAAGAUCAUAAACAAACAAGUCUACUCUCAACUAGUGAUCACCAUGGUGAUCGUGACUACGUUGGUACGACCCAUCAUCGCUUAUUUAUACGAUCCGUCCAGCAGAUAUAUGAUCAAUGGACGAAGAACCCUACCACAAUCGAAGGAAGGUGUCAAGGUCCAAAUCCUCGUUUGCCUCCACAACGAAGACAACGUCCCCACAAUCAUGCGCCUCCUCGAGGCCUCCAACCCCACCCCUCACAGCCCCAUCUCCGUCUUCGUCCUCCACCUCGAGGAGCUCAAGGGCCGGUGCGCCGCCGUCCUUGUACCCCACCACCACCUCAGCAGGGACGCCUCCAGGGCAGACGGAUCCGACCAUGUUGUCAACGCGUUCGCCAACUACGAGCAGCGCAACCACGGGAGCGCCGUGGUGCAGCACUUCACCGCCAUCUCCCCCUUCGAGAGCAUGCACGAUGACGUGUGCACCCUCGCGCUGGACAAGCGGACCCACCUCAUCAUCGUGCCCUUCCACAAGACGUGGGCCAUCGGCAGGUCCGUCGGGCUCACCAACUACGCGUUCCGCAACGUGAACAUGAAUGUGAUGGGGAAGGCACCCUGCUCCAUCGGGGUCCUCAUCGAUCGGGGCCCGAUGGUCAGCCCCCAGCACACGGCGGCUGGCGAGACCACGCCGUACCGAGUUUUUGUGCUCUUCUUGGGGGGCGCAGACGACCGGGAGGCGCUCGCCUACAGCAUGCGAAUGGUCGACCACCCGUGGGUCAGCCUCACGAUAGUCCGGAUCAAGAGUAGAGAGGAUGAGAACGAGGGCGAGAGCCAGCUUGACAAAGAAGCGAUGGGUGACUUCUUGGCCAAGGUGGGCGACAAUAGGAAUGUGGUGAAGUACGUCGAGGAGGUGACGAAAGACGGGGUCGGGACCAUACAGGUGAUCCGCUCGGUCGAGACCAUGGUCGACUUGUUGAUAGUGGGCAAGCACCACGACCUGUUGUCGCCGCUCAUCUCGGGCUUGAUGGAGUGGAGCGAGUACCCCGAAUUGGGGGCCAUCGGCGACCUGCUCGCCACUUCCGAUUUCAUGUUCUCGGUUUUGGUAGUGCAGCGAGAGCCCACGGCGGCAAGAUCAAUCCCCUUUAUUGAGUUUGGAAAGCAGUAGCUAUAGGUUCUAGAGAUCGUGGCGGCCGCGACACGAUUCGGCCGAGCCGGAAAAUUUGAACGAGCGAUCGCGAGCACCUCCAGCAAGAGAUGCUUUUUUGUUUUUAUCUUUUGUUUCUUUUGGUUGUGUAAUGCGUAGUGUGAGGAGAAUUGGUAGAUUUCGGACAUGAAUUCAUGGAUUGAAGAAUGUACGUA
Molecule: messenger RNA, 2649 nt
Organism: Rhodamnia argentea
Lineage: Eukaryota; Viridiplantae; Streptophyta; Magnoliopsida; Myrtales; Myrtaceae
Product: cation/H(+) antiporter 14-like
Exons: 4
Coding region: 65-2455 (796 amino acids)
Biological process (GO): regulation of pH; proton transmembrane transport
Cellular component (GO): endomembrane system; membrane
Molecular function (GO): antiporter activity
Source: RefSeq, a predicted model, not a curated record